CGGUGACGCACGUCAGGGAGCUGCAAUAUUACUACAAAUCGAAUUCACACAGUGCACCAACAUGAGUUUCACUACAGAAGAAAGGGGCAACCCAAAUACGUUGAGUUAUAGAGUAUAUUUCAAAAACUCAGAUGGCAAGUACAUCUCACCCUUCCAUGACAUACCCAUGUAUGCAGAUGAAGCACAGAAUAUAUUCCACAUGGUUGUUGAAGUACCGAGGUGGACAAAUGCAAAAAUGGAGAUUGCCACAAAAGACCUGCUCAACCCAAUCAAGCAAGACGUGAAAAAGGGCAAGUUGCGUUACGUCGCCAAUGUUUUCCCACAUAAAGGCUACAUCUGGAACUACGGAGCAAUUCCUCAGACUUGGGAAGACCCAGGACACAAAGAUAAUGACACGGGAUGCUGUGGAGAUAAUGACCCCAUUGACGUUUGUGAAAUUGGUAGCAAGAUUUGUAAGCGGGGUGAAGUUAUCAAAGUAAAGAUCUUGGGUGUGCUGGCCAUGAUUGAUGAAGGUGAAACAGACUGGAAAGUUAUUGUCAUCAACGUUGAAGACCCAGAGGCAAAGGAUUUCAACAAUAUCAGCGAUGUUCGGAGACUUAGGCCCGGCUACCUGGAGGCGACGGUAGACUGGUUUAGACGGUACAAAGUGCCUGAUGGAAAGCCUGAGAACCAGUUUGCGUUCAACGGAGAGUUCAAAGAGAAGGAUUUCGCCAUUGAGACAAUCAAGAGCACCCAUGCCUUCUGGAAAGCACUUAUAUCUCAGCAGACUAAGGCUGGAGAACUCAACUGCAAAAACACCUGUGUGUCAAGUGCAGAUAGCCCAUUCUGCUGCUCUGCUGAUGAGGCCAAAGCGGUUGUUGAUGCAACUUGCCCAUGUGGAGAUGCUGACACCAUCCCAGAUACAGUCGACAAAUGGUUCUACUACGAGAAGUAAUUCAAGAAAAACGCCUCCAGGAAGGAGCAGUUUGAUUACAUCUGUUCGGAAUGUCUACUUGAAAAUAGAAAUAAAUAUUUCUGUAAAACUAUCAAAAAUCUAAUAUCUACGUAGAACAAAGACAACAUCUUGGUAGAUUUGCUUUUCGUUUUAUUUAACUAAAGUGUCGGUAGAGAGUUGCUGCUUAACAGAUAAUACAUGUAGUAUACGCUUUGGUUUAACUCAGGAACUGAGAACUCGUUCAUUUGUUUAGUAAAUUCUUUGUGUUUACGGAAAAUUUCAUUGUGUUUCUGGAAUCUACUUUGUGAAUUAAACCCAGGAAAUUCAAAUGUU
Molecule: messenger RNA, 1267 nt
Organism: Chanos chanos (milkfish)
Lineage: Eukaryota; Metazoa; Chordata; Actinopteri; Gonorynchiformes; Chanidae
Gene: ppa1b
Product: inorganic pyrophosphatase 1b
Exons: 11
Coding region: 62-934 (290 amino acids)
Biological process (GO): phosphate-containing compound metabolic process
Cellular component (GO): cytoplasm
Molecular function (GO): magnesium ion binding; inorganic diphosphate phosphatase activity
Source: RefSeq, a predicted model, not a curated record